Propithecus coquereli (Coquerel's sifaka) is the source of this 453-nucleotide messenger RNA. Its product is annotated as histone H2A type 1. Gene Ontology annotation, cellular component: nucleosome. The record is from RefSeq and is a predicted model, not a curated record. The transcript has a single exon. Gene Ontology annotation, molecular function: protein heterodimerization activity; DNA binding; structural constituent of chromatin. NCBI's taxonomy places the organism in Eukaryota, Metazoa, Chordata, Mammalia, Primates, Indriidae. Bases 2 to 394 code for a protein of 130 amino acids.
UAUGUCUGGCCGUGGGAAACAGGGAGGUAAAGCUCGCGCCAAGGCGAAAACUCGCUCUUCCCGGGCCGGCCUUCAGUUCCCUGUAGGCCGUGUCCACCGCCUUCUCCGCAAGGGCAACUAUGCCGAGCGGGUCGGAGCCGGCGCGCCGGUGUAUCUAGCUGCGGUGCUGGAGUAUCUAACCGCCGAGAUCCUGGAGCUGGCGGGCAACGCGGCCCGGGACAACAAGAAGACUCGUAUCAUCCCUCGCCACCUGCAGCUGGCCAUCCGCAACGACGAGGAGCUCAACAAGCUGCUGGGCAAAGUCACCAUCGCGCAGGGCGGAGUCCUGCCCAACAUCCAGGCCGUGCUGCUGCCAAAGAAAACUGAAAGCCACCACAAGGCCAAGGGCAAGUAGAAAUCUGGGUUACUUUGCAGCGAUUUGAACGACUCAACAGAAUCAAAGGCUCUUUUCAG